ACCAAUGUUUUCAUCAAUACAAGCUUCUAACUCUCCACAUCUAUUUUGCUAUCAGAAAAGUAAUCAAUUGUAAGAUGGAAGGCAAAACUUUGAUUGUAAGUGUGCUCGUUAUGAGUCUGUUCAUGGCACAUAUUCAAGUUGACGCAAAGAGCUGCUGUCCGUCUACCACUGCUAGAAAUGUCUAUAAUACAUGUCGCUUAACGGGACAGUCCCAGCCAUUUUGUGCAUCUCUCAGUGGCUGCAAACUCGUUAGCGGGUCGGUAUGUCCUCCCGGAUAUAAGCACGACAUUCUCGAAAAUACAGGUGGUGCUGUCAAUGAAUACUGCAAAGUUGGGUGUGUAUUUUCUGUGUGCAGCGGUUUAACCACUCUCCAAAACUCCGAUGCAAAUGAAAUCGUGAAUGGAGCGGUUGAAAAAUGUGCGAACGCAUGUUCUACAAUCUGCACAAAAGGCUUGAUGAAUGCAGUUGAAACUGCCUAGACUACAAAAUCCAUGAAGAUACCAUGUGUAACCAGAGGUUAAGGGGUGGUCAUUUUCAAAGUGUUGCUUUUAAUGCUUUCAAUAAUUGUCGUGUAUGUGACAAAAAUGUUAAAACUCUUGUAUCGUUUGUUUCUAUGCGUAGAAGGUUAUCGAUCUCUAGAUUGUAUAUAUCUUCUACUCUCUAUCUUUUAAACAGUGAAUAAUGUGUUUGUAUCCAUCUUCUGCUCUUAACAAUGAAAACUACUACACUAUGAAACUUAAUUGA
Camelina sativa (false flax) is the source of this 744-nucleotide messenger RNA. Its product is annotated as DELTA-urthionin-Uf1a-like. Gene Ontology annotation, biological process: defense response. NCBI's taxonomy places the organism in Eukaryota, Viridiplantae, Streptophyta, Magnoliopsida, Brassicales, Brassicaceae. The record is from RefSeq and is a predicted model, not a curated record.